This is a messenger RNA of Tribolium madens (black flour beetle), 4781 nucleotides long. RefSeq names its product tyrosine-protein phosphatase non-receptor type 23 (gene mop). Gene Ontology annotation, biological process: protein transport to vacuole involved in ubiquitin-dependent protein catabolic process via the multivesicular body sorting pathway; endocytic recycling; protein dephosphorylation. Gene Ontology annotation, molecular function: protein tyrosine phosphatase activity; protein binding. The coding region runs from base 204 to 4589 and encodes 1461 amino acids. Gene Ontology annotation, cellular component: endosome. The record is from RefSeq and is a predicted model, not a curated record. The transcript has 7 exons. NCBI's taxonomy places the organism in Eukaryota, Metazoa, Arthropoda, Insecta, Coleoptera, Tenebrionidae.
UUGGCUGCUCUGUACCCGUCAUUUACGUCAAGUGUCACUGACAAAAAAUUAUUAAAAUGUCCCGUGUUUGUUUUUAUUAGUUUCAAAUUGUUCACUGUGUUUCAUAUUCGAUGCAGUUCCUGGGAAAAAAUCACCCCAACAAUUCUAUCGAUUUUUCUAUGACUCAUUUCGUUCAGUAAUCCCUCCGAAACAAGGUAGAGAGAAUGGAGGCUGUGCCCAGGUUGCCUAUGAUAAGUUUCGAGCUGAAAACAAGCCCGGAAAAUGCUCAAUUCGGGCCCCAACUCAAACAGUACAUUGCGACUUUCUACAACGAGGACCCCGCGUCGUACAAUAGCGAAAUAAGCAAUUUGGAGGCGCUACGAGCGGCUGCGAUACGCCCCACGAUUGAUGUAGCCGGCUGUCAGCUCCUGAAAAAAUACUACUGCCAGCUGCAUUUCCUGAAAUCGAGGUUCCCCAUGUACGAGGGACAAGCAGCAGCUGUGUAUUUCUCAUGGAAGGAUAAUUACACCGGCAUGCCAUGUAACAUCCCCGACAUUCGAUUUGAAUUGAUGUGCAUUUUGUACAAUAUCGGGGCCUUGCAUACCCAAUUGGGGGCUCUGGAUUCGCGGACUUCAGCCGACGGCCUUAAAAUGGCUUGCACGCAUUUCCAAUGCGCAGCUUGGGCCUUCCAGACUGUGAAAGAAACCUACCACCAAAUGGUACCAUACAUGUCGUCAGUGGAAGCUGUCCAUUUCAUGCAACAAGUUUGCUUCGCCCAAGCACAAGAAUGCAUCCUCGAGAAGAGCAUGAUGGAUAAUCGCAAAGCCACAAUUACUGCUAAAGUCGCAGUCCAAGUGGUGGAUCACUACAAAAGGGCCUUGUCUUUGCUGUCUUUCAGCGAGGAUAGUUUUGCGGGUAUAGUGGGCGCUAAAACGACGAAAGAAUGGAACAAAUAUCUCUCAUUCAAAAUAUCCUACCACAAAUGUAUCGCUCUAUUAUUCCAAGGCCAGCAAGCCGAAGAGCAGCAGAAAAUGGGUGAAAGAGUGGCGUUUUAUCAAGCGGCUUGUGAACAAUUGGAGGAAGCGCGAAAAUUAUCCACUGGUUUAAAACAACAAAAAGAUUUGAAUGAAGCUAUAGCGUUCACCUCGGACGUGGUCGAGGGUAAACGCAAAGCAGCGAAAAACGAAAACGAGUUUAUUUACCACGAGGAAGUCCCCGACAAGCAUGCCCUUCAAGAGGUCAAAGGUGCCUCCCUGGUCAAAGGCAUUGCGUUCAACGUGAACGAUAUUGAAGUCUCCGGACCGGACAUUUUCGCCAGACUCGUCCCCAUGGAGGCCCACGAGGCCUCCUCACUAUACAGCGAGAAGAAAGCACAGAAAUUGAGACAGUUGGGGGAAUUGGUCGAGGCCAAGGACCAGGCGUUAGCCGAGUUCAUGUCCUCGUUGCAAUUGGACGUUUUUACUCAAAUGAGACAAGCCACCGGUUUGUGUCAGGAUUUGGUCGAUCGUGCUGCUGCUUUGUCGGCCAAGCCGUCAGCGACUCAAGAUCUAGUCGCCGCGAUGGGGCGCCUCUCCAACAGUUACCACGAAGUCGAGUCGAUGCUCAACGAAAUCCAAGACUUGCUCAAGGAAGAGGAGCAAAGCGAGAAGGAAUAUCAAGAAUUGAUGGGGAAGCGACCCCCGAGUAUUAUCGCGACCGAUUUAGCACGCGAAGCGGCGAAAUAUCGCGAAGCUCACAACAAAGCCAACGACUCGAAUCAGAAUUUGCACAAGGCGAUGAUGACACAUGUGGCGAAUUUGAAAAUUCUAGCACAACCAUUGGGGGAUUUACAGAAACAGAUACCUUCAGUCGAACUACCUAAUCCGAACAUUGACGAGAAUUGUGUCAGAGAAAUCGAGAAUUUGGUCAGUAAAGUCGAAGAGAUGAGGAAUCAGAGGGCGAUGCUGUGGUCGCAGUUUCGCGAAGCUGUACACAAGGACGACAUCACGAGUGUUUUAGUGACACGCAAAGACCAACCUUUGGAUCAGGUCUUUCAGCAAGAAUUGGAAAAACAUCAAGAAUUGACGAAUCUAAUCGAACAGAAUAUCGCCGCUCAGGAAAACAUCCUCAAAGCCUUUGUGGACGCCUACGCCCGCUCGAUGUCGACUCGUCGCUACUUGCAGGACGUGAUUAACAAACGAACGACGACGGUGAGCGCACUCAUCACCUCCUACGAUACGUACGAGGAUCUCGUAGCAAAGGCCAAUAAAGGAAUUGAUUUUUAUAAUAAACUAGAAACUAACGUUUCCAAAUUACUGCAACGUAUUAAAAGCGCGUGUAAGGUGCAACAGGAAGAACGCGAACAAAUACUAUUGAAAAAUUCGGCUCCUGUAACUACGACCAAAGAAGAAACGAUUAAUUCUGCACCGAAAUUGAAAGAUUUUAUCGAUACAAGAAAAAAAACACGAGGUUUUAACGAUGUUAGUCCUCAGUAUUAUCCUCAGGGGGUGCCGGCAGUUCGACCGGCGCCCUUAGGGUCCGAAGUCAAUGAACCGGUUGUAACCAAACCGCAAGAACAGGUCUACACCGGUUUGGACCAGAAUUUAGCCGACAGAAUGUCCGGUUUGAGGAUGGGGUACUAUGGGCAAAAUGCCCAAAAUAAACAAGCCUAUACUACUACCAUUGAUACGUACCAACCAAUUUCCAGUAGUACACAAAAUAAUCAAGUAACCGCUGAUAAUAUUCCUCAAGGGUACCAGAUGUCAUACACUUCGUCGUAUAGUCAAGUUGGCCAACCUGGCGAGAGUUAUCCUCAGGUUAGUCAACCGAACGUUGCAACUUAUCAGAAUUACUCGACUUAUAACCAGGCUGGCCAACUUUAUAACCCAAAUCAGGCUAGCCAACAUGACGCCUACGCAACGUAUGGCCAGUCUGGCCAAUUUUACGGUCAAAUGUCGCAGGGGAAUCAAAUUGCCCAAAUGCCAAUUUUGCCGGCUCAGGGGAGCCAACCGUACAAUCAACCGGGUCAAGUUGACGGAUACUCCACGAGUUUGCCUUAUAAUCAGGUUAGCCAACCUAACGUAUAUUAUCCGGCCGGUUAUGGUCCCACUCAAGUGCAGCCGACCGAACAAACUUAUUCCUACCCUAACACUUUCGGUAAUAACGAAUAUGCAACUUCGGUGCGUCCCGAUAUUACCAAUCUGAGUUACAAUUCGACUUAUUCCUCACCGGUGGUCGAUUUAAAAAGUUCCGAUUCGAAUUCGAAAAAUUACGUGAUUAGCAAUGGCCAAGGUUACCCAGGUUACGAACAGUACCAAUACUAUUAUAAUUACAAUCAGACUUAUCCAAGCUAUGGAAGUGAUUACAGUUACGCAUCGCCGUCACCCCAAACCUCCGACACUUCCACGGCUAUAACAACGAAAGAAUCGAACAUUGAUCUACUCACCGGUUUAGAUUUUACCGUAAAUCAAGCGCCACUCAUUCCUCAACAAAAACCCUCGGAUCCGGAAGUAAAACCGGCACAAAAAACUGAAACUCCGACAAAACAACCACCGAAAAUCGUUAAAAACGAGGACGAGCCGCCGAAAUUCGAACGGGUCGUCAAUCGGAAACCACUGAAUAGUUCCGAAGUGAAAAAAUUAUUUGCAACGGAAAUCGACAAGUAUGAAAAAUUCGUCGAUGUUUUGACCAAUAAAACGUUAAGCGGACCGACGAAUUUGGACCUGAAAUGGAAAGAAAUCCAAGACAAGCAAGACGUGGAGAAAAAAGCGAUUUCGGUGGCUAGGUGUUAUCCGAUGAAAAAUCGAUUUCCCGAUAUUUUGCCCUACGAUUAUUCAAGAGUGGAGCUGAAGGCGGCGAAGGAUGAUUAUAUCAACGCUUCCUAUGUCAAGGAUAUUUCCUACUACGCAGCUCCUUUCGUGGUGACACAGGCCCCUUUGGCCGCCACCAUGACCGACUUUUGGACAAUGAUCAAAGAGCAGAACGUGGAAUUGAUUGUUUGUCUCCUCAACGACGCCGAAAUCGGUCCCGACAUCUACUGGCCUUUGGAAAAGGGCCGCGAUUUGUCCCUUCCCGGCAUGUCCAUUUCCUUGAUCAGCGUCACCCCAAAGCCCCACUGGACGGAACGUCUCAUCGCGAUAAGCGUCCCCCCCGAAAAGCGGGAUUCCCGCGUUUUGAUGCAUCUUCAGUUCACUUCAUGGCCCGGAAGUCUCUUCCCGACGAGUCCCGAUCAUUUCGUGGCUUUCGUAACGGAAGUGAUAAAUCUGUUUAUGCAACAGAGGAAUACGACGCAUCCUGUCGUGGUACAUUGUUCGUCGGGGAUCGGUCGAAGUGGGCUGGUUUGUUUGUUGGUGACUGCGAUUCUGGAAGUGACGAGUAAUCCGACGGCGAUUCCCGAUUUGGUGGCUUUGGCGGUCAAGUUGGGAGUGUGGAGGAGGAAUAUUUUGAGGGAUAGAGAGCAUUUGAAGUUCGCGUUUGAGGCGUUUUUGAGGUAUAUGAAACAGGUGGUGGCGCAAGGGAAGGGGUUGAGUGAAGGUGGGAGUAAGAAGGAGGAGGUGGUCAACGAAAUUAAGCAAGAGGAUGAUCCCUUGAGUAGUUUGGAUCCCUUCUGGGCAAGCAAGAAGAAACAGUGAUUUUUACUAUCCGAUGUAUUAUUUUUUCGAUUCUAAUAAUUACUAUUAUGAUUAUAAUAUAGUGAUAUUAGCGUAAUUAUUCUAUUUUUUAUCUAUUUUUAUGUGGAUGAUUAGGAGGAAGUCUUUUUAGGAGGAGAAUUGAUGUUAUCAUAAAAUGUACUGAUUAAUUCUUAAAUAAACUUAUUUGAAGUA